Messenger RNA from Actinia tenebrosa (Australian red waratah sea anemone), 2703 nucleotides. RefSeq names its product E3 ubiquitin-protein ligase TRIM71-like. The record is from RefSeq and is a predicted model, not a curated record. Lineage: Eukaryota; Metazoa; Cnidaria; Anthozoa; Actiniaria; Actiniidae.
AUGCAGUAUUACUUGACUUACGCAGAUCUUGGAUUCAGUUGUCUUGUCUUUGGCCGUCGGUCCCUUUCGCAGUUCCUCUUUCCCUUUUGGCUGCGCCCCCUUGUGAAAGCCUGGAACCGGACAAGCACAAACGGAUCAUGUGACAAUCACAUCUCCACUGAGGUCAGACAAGAUUCAGUUCCGUGUUCAAAGAAUCAAGAUGGAAAGUUUUUAUUCCUUCUUGGAGGAAUUGAAACAGAACUAACUUGUUCGAUCUGUGAACAAUUAUUUACAACACCCGUAACCCUUCCCUGCCUUCAUAGUUUUUGUUCGAAAUGUAUAGAACAACUGUGCGAAAAGUGCAAUAACACCAACGUUUCCUGUGUUUAUCCAGCCUGUAGGUCACCUUUCGACGUUCCCGACGGAGAUGUUUCCGAACUCCUCUCUUCGUUCUACCUAAAGGCUCUUCUCAAGUUGAUCCAAGUUAUUGGAACCAAGGAAAAAUGGAAGGCACAAGAAAUACAGCAUUGUGGAAGCUGUGAAAAUCCGACGUCAAAUCUAGUGGCAUUUUGUCAGGGAUGCACUAGAGUUAUUUGCAAUGAAUGUGUCAAUGCUCACAAAUUGUUGAAAAGAGUUUCGAAGGAGCAUAAAGUGACAAUGCUGAACGAAAUUAACCGAGAUAAGGUGGAAGAUUUUGUCACAAAUUUUGUUUUUUGUGAAGAGCAAUCCCACGAGAACAACAGGCUGCAUUACUUCUGUUUUGAAGAAACCUGUAAAAAGUAUAUUUGUCUAAAAUGCGUUGCAGAGGAUCACAAACUUCAUAAUUUUUCAAGCUUAGACGACGCGGCUGACAAGGUCAAGCAUAACAUCAAACAAUACAUGAAGAGAAUAGACGACCUGAAGCAGGGAUAUGGAGAAGAAAUAUCGCUCUCCAAGCAAAAUAUCUCUCGGAUUGAAAGCGAAGUAAACCUGGCAAAGAAACAGGUUCAUGAUGCAGUUGAAGUCGCGAUUAUGUGCAGGACAUCCUUAAAGACAAAUGUGAAGUGGCGUUACAAAAGUCCUCGAUAUUUGUCGAGUAAACCUAUUGAGCGUAACGCAAGAUUGCGUUACGUGUCUCAGGUACCGGAAGUUGAAAAUAUGGGGGAAAUUAUGAAAAAUCUACCCGAUCCCUCAAAUUGCACUAUUGAAUCGCUGAAGGAUGGUCGAUGUGGUUUUCAGAACCAAUUUGAGAUUCUAACGAAGAAUUCAGAAGGAGAAGUGUGUGACACGAACAUUGAAUCUAUUUACGUAGAAGUUAAGGAUCCAGAUGGUAACGAAAUGAAAAGCCAAGUCUUUGGUAAACAGAAGGGCAAAUUCAGUGUGAGUUAUAGAGCGGAUAGGGUUGGACCAUGUACAAUUUUGGUGAAAAUUGCCGGCGAACUGGUAAAGAACUCCUCACGAAAUGUGAACACCUUGGAUGUUAAGUCAGAUUUUAUAUGUGUAAAAUGGUUUGGAGGAGGGAGAGGUGAAGGAGAGUUCAUGCAUCCUCGGUCAAUAGCACUGAGUGAGAACGGAGAGAUAGCGGUUGGCGACCGGGACAGUGAUCGUAUCCAGAUAUUUUAUAUUGAAGGCGAAUAUACGCGAGAGAUUAAAUGCAGAGAAAUCCAAGAGAGUGAAAAGUUUCAACCUCAUUCCGUUACAUUUAUUGAGGAUAAACUAAUCGUAACCGUUUUUUCUGCUGUGAAUGGAGAGAUUCUGAUGAUUGAUUUAAAGAGUUCUAACGUUAGAACUAUUUACAGACCAGAAGAACGGUUUGUUCCAAGAGGAAUGUGUGUUACGGAUGAAAACCACAUUGCAGUGUGUUAUAGUGGGAAUGAAGAACAUGGUGUCUACUCAGGAAUCAAACUCUUUGAUAGAGAGGGAACUUUCCUUCGAGAGUUUCACAGUCCAGAGAAAAUUAAACUGCCUUGGUGCGUUGCCUAUGGUAACAGGAAAUACUUCGUUUCUUAUUAUGAAGAAUGUUGUAUUCGUGUCUUUGACAGUAAUGGAGUUUUCCUUCACAAAUUUGGAGAAAAAGGACAAGAUGGCGGCCAGUUUCAUAACGUCGCGGGUCUGGCCUUUUACGGUCCAAACUUGAUUCUUGUCUGUGAUCACGCUAAUAACCGAGUCCAACUUUUAACUCAAGAGGGAAAAUUUGUAAAAUCAUUCGGAAAUGCGUUUUCAAGUAUGAGUCGUCCAGCAGAUUUAGCUGUCACAUCGGAUGGUCACGUGUUUGUGCUAAACUUCGGCAGCAAAAACGUACAGCUGUGGCGCUAAUACCAACCAAUUAAAUGCUGAUUAGCCAAACAAUUAAACCUAGUAUACGAUCAGAUUUUUCCCGUUUGGUACCACUUUUGUCCAACUGCUGGUGUGAUCGGCGGUGCUUUUAGGGUUGAAAAUGUCUAAUGUGAACUUUUUAGGGCGUCCAGCUCAAAGGUCAGUUACGUCAAUCUUUAUUUAUUUUCUUUAUUGAACAAAAACAUGGGAGAACAGAAGAGAGAUUUCCAGAUCCAUCAUACAUAGUCCUACCUUUUAGGGAUUGACAGCUUUUAAUCUAUGCGUCUUUCAAAACCGACAGCCGAUCACCGCCUAUGACUUGAACAAAGAGAAUACCUGCGGAUCCCUCUCCGGGAGUUUAUUUUGUCGAGUUUUUUGUACUAGCUAGAAAAUAUUACACUGUAUUAAAAAAACUUGUAAUAAUUUUUA